GGUCAUAAUGGAAAGUUUCCCCGUUUUAUUUUCCAUAUUAUUAUUAAGACUUUUCUAAGUUUUCUAAUGUUUCAAAAGUCCAAAUGAUUUCUCUUCAACCCUUUAUUUUAGUAGAUUUAAUAACUAAUCGUAUACUUUUCUUAGUACUCACCCCAUUCAGAUUUGGGUCGCGUUGUGCAGGCCGUUAUACGCGAAUAUGAGCGUUUUCCGCCACCUGUAGCAAGUUCUGGCAGUCCAAUCAAUAUUCCAACCCGUUCAGGCAAUAUCAACACCACAGCAACACCAACAACUGUAGCGGCGAAGUCGCUGGAUAGCAGCAAGGAGAAUUCACCAUUGGAUUCGGCAAAAUCUUCUAAAACCAAUGAUAGUAGCUUACCAAAUCUAUCCACACUAUCAUUAGAUGAGCUGAAGCAGCUGGAUAGUGAUCCGCAAUUUUUCGAUGAUUUCAUUGAAGAGAUGUCUGUAGUGCAGCAUUUGAAUGAGGAGCUUGAUUCGAUGAUCAAUCAAGUAGAGAUUAUAUCACGGGAAAACGAGUCCAAGGAAACACAUUUGGUUGAACUAAAACGUAAAUUAAGCGACGAUGUCACCGCGCUUAAGCAUCUCGGCGAGAAAUGCGACCAGCUGAAUAAAAAGUACUUAAAAAAAUCGGAGGAAUAUGCACCGCAGCACAUACGCGAGUUGCUACAAAUUGCCGCCUCAAAUGCGGACAGCGAUUGUGAUCGACAUGUAGAGCAAUUUCUCAAUGGUAAAAUCGAUGUACAAACAUUUUUAAAUAAUUAUACGCAUUCAAAGAAAGUAAGCGCCGAACGCAAAGCCAAAGAAGAGCGCUUGGGUCACCAACUUAGCGCAUUGGAACGUGCCGGCAUUUAAAAAA
Rhagoletis pomonella (apple maggot) is the source of this 874-nucleotide messenger RNA. RefSeq names its product vacuolar protein sorting-associated protein 37C-like. The record is from RefSeq and is a predicted model, not a curated record. NCBI's taxonomy places the organism in Eukaryota, Metazoa, Arthropoda, Insecta, Diptera, Tephritidae. Gene Ontology annotation, biological process: protein targeting to membrane; protein targeting to vacuole; ubiquitin-dependent protein catabolic process via the multivesicular body sorting pathway. The coding region runs from base 457 to 870 and encodes 137 amino acids. The transcript has 3 exons. Gene Ontology annotation, cellular component: ESCRT I complex.